CAAUUGCGUCCUCCGCGAAACCAGCGUCAUUUUCGUAAAUUCUCUACUUAGUUUCGUUUUUUCGUAAUUCGAUGCCGUAUUCCUCAAAAUAAGAUACGUAAUAUCCUAAAGCCAAUUUCGUUCAAAUGUGCCAUGUUACGUUGAUUACGCAGUUAUCUUCAUAAUGGCGACCGUGCUGGAGAAGCGCCUAUGCUUGUGAAAAUGAAGCGAAUAAGUUAUUUAUUUUAAUAAAACGCCGGGGUUACCCAUAGGAGGACGUUGCAUCGAAGACAGCGGCUUUCCCAGUGUUUGAAUUACAGUUUUGGUCCAUUGGUAGCCCGAAAUGAUGAAGUUAAAGUCAAAUCAAACCCGGACAUACGAUGGGGAUGGCUACAAGAAGCGGGCCGCCUGUCUGUGCUUUAGGAGUGAAAGUGAAGAGGAGGUGAGGACGAGGAUGCAGGGCUAUAGGGUACUGUUGGUGAGUAGUAGUCGGCAUCCAGACAAGUGGAUCGUCCCUGGUGGAGGGAUGGAGCCAGAAGAGGAGCCCAAUGUAGCUGCAGCACGAGAAGUCUGUGAAGAGGCAGGUGUGAAGGGGACUUUAGGUCGCCUAGUUGGAAUUUUUGAGAACCGAGAGAGGAAGCACAGAACCUACGUCUACAUUCUUAUCGUAACGGAGGUCUUGCAAGAUUGGGAGGACUCUGUCAACAUUGGGAGAAAAAGGGAUUGGUUUAAAAUAGACGAUGCCAUACAAGUGUUGCAGUGUCACAAGCCUGUGCAGGCCACCUACUUCGAGCCUCUCAAGGAAGGUUGCCUGACCAGCAACGGGACGCCCCUGGUGGCCACGAUAGGCGGAGAACUCUCGCCCACCUACAACAUCAACCAGAGCUCUGUGUCGGGUAUCAGAUAACUAAAACACAACGCUGACACAAUCCCCAGGAGCUCUCGCCACCACUCUCUCUCUCUUACUUCUAUUAUUUUUUAUCUCAAAUACCAACAUGGGUUGCCUUGCCAACUCUUUUGUGCCAGAGUUGUGGCGCAGACUUGACAGGUGUUGGCUGAAGAUUCUGAAACACUUUGUAAAUGUAAUUUUUGACCCUUUUUUGUUAUUAUUGUAUUGAAAAUUGCAUGAAGCAUCCCUCACUCCCACAUUCUACUACCUUAACGCGCCCUUAGCGUGGUGUUUAUUGAAUGCAAGAACUACUUUUUACUGUUGUGAUGUAAAAGUGUAUACUUAGUGCUUAAGCUCAAGGCUUUCAAUGGUAUUUUAUGUCUUUUGGUUAUUUUCUGUGAAUGAAUGUGGCGAAUAGUGUUUUCCCUCUUAAGUAUAGGAAAUUCCAGCCGACCGUUGUUUUUUUUGGGUCCGAUUCAGAUUUCUUUUGGGGGGGGGGGUAAAAUGUGCCGAUAUACAGUUUUUUUACAGCCGGGAUGUGAGUCUCGUUUUUUCACCACACUGAAUUCUCAUAAAUUACCAUCCCAAGAGAGCAGUUGUCCGAUAACUAUGCUUCAAAUGUUUUCAUACAUUGUGAUAAUGACCCAUCAUGAGAAUGGCGGCAAGUGUUCAGAUCAGCAUGAGAUUCCCAUUUUUCAUCUUAUUUAUUGAAUAUCGGUGGAACUUUCUUCCGAUAGUGGUAAAAGGCCAAUAUCUGCCGAUAAUAUCGGUGAACCGAUAUAUCGGUCGGGCUCAAUAGAAAAUCUGAAUGGACAGAUUGUGGGACGUUACUUGUUUUGCAUGAGCACUGGUAUGUUUUGUCUUACACAUUGGGGUGACCUGACACUGAUUGUGCAGCAGGGUAGUCUUCUGUGGUAACCGAGGUCUUUGAAUUAUUUUCAUUUAGCUCGAUUGUGGUUAUUGGUGUUAAUAUUUUGCAGGUUUCAUCAGAAAGACUAGGCCCUUUUCCACAUGGAUUUAUGACCCGAUUGUCAAGUGUACAUUUUCCCUUAGUCUGGAAGCUAGCCAGUCAUUUCAAUAUUACAUUUUGGGCAAGAAAUAUAUACUAUAGAAAGGUCUACUCAACUAAAGAUGUAGAACAAAGUCUCCUAUAGAGAAUGUAUUUCUCCAGUGUCUAUAUCUAUUUUAAUGUUCCCCUAGUCUGUUGAUAGUGGUUCACUAGACACUGAAACAGUUGGCAGAUCCCCUACCGACCGAAAUGUAUCCGUUUUUAUCAUUUGGAAUUGCAUGAUGUGAACAACUGCAGUCUUCCUCCAUGUAUUUUCCAGAGGGUGAAAGGACUACUGACUGCAGUGCCAUCCAUGGACUGACUUACCUUCACAUAACUCUUAAUCACAUUUUCAGAUUCUCCCGACUCACCUCAGUUUAUAGCAGAUGUUUACAUUGUUCAUAGCAUUUAUUUAUCACACCAGACAGCUAGAUGGGUAUUUUAGAUGACUUUUCAGUAAGGUAUUUUUUAGUAUAGAAUCUGCAUCCCUGAACAAACACAUGAUACCUACCUGCUUGACAUUCAAAGUCAUGGAAUCUAAAAUGCUGUCUUGGCAAGAUCCAGAACAAACAAGCCUUGUACAGUUGGAUACCUUGUUUUUAACAUGUAAAAAUGCUUUUGGAUAGUUUUUUGCUCUCUCUUAAACGUCUGGCAAAAGUCUCUCUAGCCAACCUGCGAUACUUGCCUUGGAUGUGGGGCAUGGAGCAGCUGGCUUAAUACUGUGAAACUGGAGGCGCUGUAGAUGGCAUGUAAAGCUGUUGUAUUGUAAAUAGUUUAUUUCUGUAUAGAACAAAGGUGAGUGUACAAAUGACAAAAACAGUUUCUCUGACGCAUUUGUGAGUGCUAUAUGUUGCUCAAAACAUGGCUGUAGAGUUGACUCGAUCCCCAAACAGGCGUUGAUGUUGGUUUUGGAGGUUUUGUUGACGAGUUGCUUUGAUACACAAGGGCUGGGGUUGAAAAUAACUCAAAUGAUAUAAGCAGCUGAGAUGCCGCCUCAAUGUUCUAUGAAGACCAUGUGCAACUGAGGCCGAGGUAAUGAAGUGAAGUUAAUCACAGUUGAACGGUUAACAUACAAAGGACUCAAUCCCAUCGGCUUUAGCCGACAUCUUCAUAGCGGUUCUUUUGGUGGUGUGGAACUGCAUUAGAGCUGUCAAAUCCACUGGCAGCUCCUGGCAUUUUACCUAAAGCGGACACUGCCAUUGGCUGCACAGUCACAUUAAGAGAAACCCCAUGUAGCCUUGUUUACAAGUUGGAACACUGGAAUGUGAGAGAUAAUUUACGCCUCGAUUAGGCUGAUAGAAAUCCUUAUUUUGUUUUCUGAUUUUCAAUUUGAGCAUUAUUUCUAAAUAGUGUAGGCUCUUGUUCUAAGCUUCUAACGCAAGUUGGACGGGUGUGGCAUUGUGACUGAUAAAGAGCAGCUGCACACUGAUUUGACGGCUCCAACGCAGUUGCACCUAUGCAGGUGUCGGCUAUUGCCGGGUAACUCUUAAUCUAAUUUAGGCCGAAAUGUAAAUUUUCCGCUGAGCACUGUUCCAAACCACUAGUCUACCAUACAGCACUGCGUCGUUACGACAUUAUCCUAGUCUCUGACAACCAACGCUUAUACUUACAUGCCACUACAUCUCCCCCGUCAUCUCUUUUUUCCCCAUAAUUGUUUCAGUAGUUUAUUAUUCGCUCUCCAAACGGAGCGUUAUCUAUGUUCUCCCCAAUCCCAGACUGAAUGAUGUAGGCCUAUUCUCGAAUUGGCAAUGGAUGUGAAAUAUCUUUAAGGGUGUAACUAAAUUGAGUGGAUGACAUAUCAAUAGGAAUGCUACAGGAAUCCCUCUCACAAAGGCCUGGGACUUUGAACCCAGAUUUAUUGCUUUUUAAAUGAGCUGCAUCGAAAUGUGUGGGGGGGCAAAGUCUUGGAACUGUCUAGUGAAGACCGGAUCCUUUCCAAUAUCACCGGUCGAACCCACAGAGCAGAAUACAUUUAGGCCUGUAUUUCAAUUCUGUGGUCAGCCUCCCUCAAAUUCCACCAUUUUCUUUCAAUAAUCGAACAAUUAGCUUAGAGCUGUAAAAUCUGUGACAAAGGGGUUCUACUAAAAAUCGGUACGAGGGCAGGCAAGCGCUGUAAAAAAAAAAAGAUAUUCGUGUAACAGCCAAUGAAUGACUACUUGUUCUUUAACCGUUGUCAAUUUUAAUGUGUUCCUGACAAGAUGUGUUGUACAUGCAUACUAGCUAAAGCAGGACGUCUUAUAGCUAGAGGCUCUCCGACACACUUCAGGCUUUAGUCAAGUGUAUAGUUUCCCCUUUCCAUAUCACAAUUAACUUAUUUUAAUGCAAUGGGCAAUGAAAGUUGAAGUAGACAGGGAUUUAUACAAGCAUUUAUCUUCCUAAGGGAUGACUUUACACGGCACUGCUGUCAAAGCAUGAAAAGUGAAAGCCUGGAGGAUGAAUUAAAGUAGGAAGGAUGCAUUUCUAAAAGGCUCAAAAGCAACCUCUGCCCCAAUAGGCCAUGGUCCUUCAACAAAUGACAUAUUGGAAAUCACAUGACCACUGGGAAACGAUUAACACCAGCUAGUGGCCAGGCAGUAUUCUGCAACAACCCACGUGAAAAUGUUAUGCCUCAAUGUUCAGUUGAGAAUUCUGCAGUGUUACAAUGAUAACUUCAUGACAUAGCAUUUCAUUGGGAUAGUGGUUAACAGCUUGAUCCUUUUUCAAUUGGACCGUCCAGCAAUUCGGGUGAUAAUCCCGCUAUGUACAAAUUGAUUAGGCAAAAAUUGUAAUCCGAUGUGAUUCAGUGUAAAAAGCUAUUUGGACUGCCUAAUAUCUUUCCAUUUCCCUCAACAUGACCUCAGCCUUUUAGUUUCCCUACAUAUGUAGUAAAGGUGUACUUCUCUGGAAUUUGAUUUUUCAUCAUUUGGGACUGUGGAAUAAUUCAGUGGGCUGAAGAUUGUAAUAAAAAUGUGCCAACAAAUAAAAACACCAGUAUUUCA
This is a messenger RNA of Oncorhynchus tshawytscha (Chinook salmon), 4894 nucleotides long. Its product is annotated as diphosphoinositol polyphosphate phosphohydrolase 1. Gene Ontology annotation, molecular function: diphosphoinositol-polyphosphate diphosphatase activity; bis(5'-adenosyl)-pentaphosphatase activity; bis(5'-adenosyl)-hexaphosphatase activity. The record is from RefSeq and is a predicted model, not a curated record. Gene Ontology annotation, biological process: diphosphoinositol polyphosphate metabolic process; diadenosine pentaphosphate catabolic process; diadenosine hexaphosphate catabolic process. The transcript is spliced from 5 exons. Gene Ontology annotation, cellular component: cytoplasm; nucleus. Lineage: Eukaryota; Metazoa; Chordata; Actinopteri; Salmoniformes; Salmonidae. The coding region runs from base 323 to 886 and encodes 187 amino acids.